Molecule: messenger RNA, 1491 nt
Organism: Macrosiphum euphorbiae (potato aphid)
Lineage: Eukaryota; Metazoa; Arthropoda; Insecta; Hemiptera; Aphididae
Source: the annotation of a GenBank genome assembly
AUGGACGCCAAUAAACAAUUUGAUGACUUUCUGUCAAGCAUGGAGAAUUUCAACAUAAAUGUUGCAUCAGAAUAUUUAUCAAAUAUUAGCUAUGACACAAAAUAUGCUGAGGACGUAAUAGAAUUACUUGGAAAGGGAUUAACAAAUGAAUAUUUUAAAAGUAAACCAGAUUACUUCAAAUUUUGUGAAGAACAAUUACUUAAAUUGGCAAAUAAUGAAGAAUAUCAUGAGCUAAUUUUUUCUUUUUUGGAUAUUAUUGAAAUGGAUGAUUCUAAACUAUCAUCAUCCGUUCUAAUUGUAGUAACUGUUUUGGAGAAUACUGAAAAUCCAAAUCGAGCAUCCCUAGAAUAUUUGUUGAUUGGUACUUUUAAUCGUUUAUUUGAAAUGGAUGUCACAAAUUUAAAGGAAAUUUUGCCAACCAUAAUGCAACUUUUAAUAAAAUUAAAAAAACAUUUUCUACUCCAACAAUCAAUUUUAUUUUAUUUUGCUAGAGUUGCUUUCUUAGUGUUGAAUACUAACAUUGAAUCAAUUGAGUAUCUAAACUUAUUGUCUAACAUAAUUUAUGAUCCUUUUUAUUUACUUGAAUAUGAAUUUGAUGAAAAGGAAGAAAAAGAAGAAGUAUUAUAUAUUGCUUCAUUCUUUUAUCUAUACUUUAAAACUGGAAUACAAUGGGGACCUAAGAUUUACAAUCAGUUUUAUGUCUUAGAUAAAUGUUGUAAUUUAGCUAUGGCUGUGUACGAAGACAACAAUUUUGGAAAAGCUUUUGCAAAAUUAAUUUUGACAAAAUUUAAAAAUAAUGAAAUUCCAUUACAUGCGUUGAAUACACUCCAUGAACAUUUUUUAUUAGAAGCUACACACAGUUCCAUGUAUAAUGAAAAUUUGGAUAUUAGGAAGGAAUCAAUUGAGUCAUUGAUGGUAUUCAUCGAUAAAUUAUGCACUGAUGCUCAGUACGUGGUUUUUAAACAUGUAUUUACAAAACCAUUUGACUCUUGUAUCAAAGAACAAUUUAUUGUUAAAAUGAAAAACCUGAUUAUUUUUAAUUUAAAUUCUGAUCGUGAUCUUGGAUGUUUUCAGGGAAUAAGACUUUUAAAUAUUAUUAAAUUAUGUUGUAAUAUUUCCGUUAAACGUGGAUUCUAUCUCCAAAACAAUAAAGAACAUAUUAUGGGCGUUAUAUCACUUCUUUAUUUAUUCACAGUCCACGACAUUGAAAAGUUAAACAUGGGCGAAGAAUUUUCAAACGUAACUAAACAAUUUGUGGACGCCGUUCAAAAUGUCAUUGAUUAUUCACAUGAAGAGCACAAAAUCGAACUAAAAAAUUUAGAUGAUAAUGUUUGUAAAGUAAAAGGUCCAGAAGUAAUAAUAGAAGAUAAUUUAAAUUUAAAUCCAAAAUUGACAAACGAAGAAAAGCGAAAUUUACUAUCACAAAUGAACACUAACAUAUCAUUAGUCCAGGCAAAUUUGGAUAUGUUGAAAAGUUUCAUCAAAAAAUAA